Messenger RNA from Carassius gibelio (silver crucian carp), 2558 nucleotides. RefSeq names its product E3 SUMO-protein ligase ZBED1. The record is from RefSeq and is a predicted model, not a curated record. The transcript is spliced from 3 exons. Lineage: Eukaryota; Metazoa; Chordata; Actinopteri; Cypriniformes; Cyprinidae. Gene Ontology annotation, molecular function: protein dimerization activity. The coding region runs from base 123 to 1631 and encodes 502 amino acids.
CCACUGGGCCCACAUUGCCUGGCCAGGCACGACCAAAAAGAAAGCAGACAUCCAUCAGUCAAUAUUUACCUCCUGUCUUGACCCCAUUAAGACAGGAGAAGAUAGACGAAGAGCUGGCAAAGAUGAUAGCCACUGACUUCCAGCCUUUCUCAAUAGUGGAGGACACAGGAUUCAAAAAAUAUUCACAGGCGCUCAACCCCUCCUACAUUCCUCCAAGUAGGAAGGCACUAGCCCAGAAGGUCACCGAUAUGUAUGACAGGGAGACAGCAUCUUUGAAGAGAAGGGUGUCAAAAGUACCAGCUGUCUGUUUAACCACAGACUGUUGGACUUCAAGAACGACAGCAUCAUAUAUGUCUGUAACCUGCCAUUUUAUCGAGGAUUUCCGUGUGGCCUCCUGUCUCCUGGACUGUUUUGAAUUCAGUGAGCGGCACACAGCAGACAACAUUGCACAACAGCUGCUUAGUGUUGCAGCAGAGUGGGGGGUGGACAAGAAAGUAGUGUGCUGCCUAACCGAUAAUGCGGCAAAUGUUACUAAGGCUAUACAAACCAUUGGAUGGAUGCACCUACCAUGCCUGGCCCAUACUAUUAACCUGGUGGUAAGAGAUGCCCUGCAAGCUUCAAAGCCCAUCAUUGAUAAGGUGAAAGAGGCAGUGGAAUACUUUCACAGAAGCACCAUGGGGGCACAAAAACUGAAGGAGACUCAACUACAAAUGAAGAUGGAGGAGCUCCGACCAAAACAGGAUUGUCCUACAAGGUGGAAUUCCACCUACUACAUGUUGAAAAGCUUUAUUGCCAGUAAAAAUGCUAUAAUCUCCACCCUGGCCGUCACCAAUGCACCUGUCCGCCACCUGUCCCAGGAGGAAUGGACCACAGUGCAAGAAAUGUGCACAAUCUUGCAACCAUUUGAGGAAGUCACUGUAGAACUCAGUGCAGAAAGCUACUUGACAGCCUCGAAGGUCAUAGUGCUGGCCAGGGGACUUCAAAGAGCCACAGCUGAUUUCCGGCGAAAAACUACAACAGCGGUAGCACAAGGUGUGAUCGACAGUCUGUGUGCAAGUAUGUCAUCGCGAUUCCACAGGAUUCAUGCCAACCACAUACUAGCAGAGGCUGCUGCACUUGACCCGCGUUUUAAGAGGAUGGCCUUCCCUGAUGGCAGAACAGCAGAUGAGACGUUUCAAAGGCUGUCAACUGCAGCAGCAAGAAUUAGCAGUGGCAAACCCAUCCAACAGCAACCAGCUGUGGAAGGACUGGAAGGAGCAGGCAGUGGUGCUGGAUCAAUAGUUUGGAGCUAUUUCCAUGAGGAAGUAGCUGGAACAGUGGAAGCCAGGAAUCCAACCGCUGAUGCUGUCAUGGAGGUGCGAGCCUACCUGGAGGAGCCUCUUCUUCCAACACAUGAGGAUCCCCUCAAGUGGUGGGAGAGUCGAGCCCCUGUUUACCCCAGGCUUAGCAAGCUGAUGGCCAAGAAGCUUUGUGUUGUGGCGACAUCAGUUCCCUCUGAGAGAAUAUUCUCGAAAACUGGACAGAUAAUCUCAGAGAGGAGAAGUCGCCUUAAGCCCAAAAAGGUCAGAGCUCUUGUCUUCCUUAAUGCAAAUUUGCCCAAAGACAAAAAAGAGAGGCAGAAAAAGCCAUAAAGUAAGGAACUGCUUUGUAUUUAUUUACAUUGCAUUUUGUGUUCAUUUAAAACUUGUUCUUUUAAAAACAUUAAAAAUGUUCUUUUGUGAUACUGUUCUUGUAUUGAAAUUUUUCACUAAAAGCUGUUUUCCACAGACAUUCAUUGCAGCCCACUUUGUUAUUGUUCAUUGACUUGAAGGGGCUGAUGUCCUAUUUGCAAAGUUUACAGUAGUAAUAGUAUGUAGUAUGUAGACAUUUCCAUUUUAUUUAUUCUAAUUUUAUCUACUUUAAAUAUUUUUUGUUUUCUAUCAAAAUGUUCUUGUGUGAUAAUGUUCUUGUGUGGAAGUGUUUGUAGUAAAAGCUGUUUUGCACAGAAAUUCAUUGCAGCCGGCUUUGUUUUUGAUGUUUAUUUGUGAGUAGGUAUUGUAUGAAUAACAUAAGUCAACGUAGCUUUACACACACACACACACACACACACACACACUUUGUACUAAAGGUAAAUCCAAAAUAGUGAUGUCACUGUCUAAGCAGAGGGAUUUGUGCAACCCUAUGGAAUAUAGUCCACACAUGACAAAUGAGGUAAUAAUCAAUAUUUCAGAAUAAUUCAAACUCAGAUAUUGGUGUGUGAUAUCCGAGUUUUAAUUAUUUGACUACAAAUCUCACCUCAUCAUUCCUCCCAGUGAUUAUUUCCAGGAUAAACUGAGAUGCCCCCAAGCUGGCUUCUUAAAACUGACUAGAUAUUUAAAAAGAGCCAAAAGAGCUGUUCUUUUGAACGGUUCUUUGAAAGGAACGGAUCGCGAAGAUCCGGAUCCCCUCAAAGAGCCAUAAAUCCCAUCACUACUUUAUAUUUAUAUACACAUACACUUAUUUAUCUAACACACAUACUUAGUAUACACUUAAAUUUUGCACAUAAUAUACAUGUACAUACAUAACUGCAUUUUGUAAUA